ACAUCAAAAGUCGUCUGUUUUGUAAACUGAAAUAAGAACUGCGGUGCGCGGGUACGUCAACUGUCGCGAUUUGUGCUAAACAUUUUGUGUAACUUUAAUUUUCUUAUUUAAAAAUGCUUAUCAAACGAGCAGAAGACCAGAGCAAAUGAAAGGUGCUUGAUCCGAGUGUCGCCGGCUUGAAAAUUAGGUCACCGAGGCAAAUAACCUUCAAGUGUUUUAAUAAUGGAGGAAAAUGAAACGGAAAAUGUUGAUAAGAAACUUGAAGAGAACAUUAUCAAAAAGAAACCGGCAGAGGAUAAGGUGAAAUUCGAGAAUGUAAAUACUGAACAAGAGUUGCUGGGCUCUGUGACCACGGUCAAUAACCCAGGACUGAGAACAAGUGCCCGGGUGAUUCAGAAAAUGAAGCAAGACUCCAUACGGCCAUCGACUCCGCCUCCCAUGGAUAAAAAAGAUGGACCGAACGAUAAGAGUUUGCAGCGAACACCAUCACAGACUAAACCUCCUAAAGUUAUUUGGUCAAAUUUCGAAAAGAAUCUGUUUUUCGACGCCCUAAACGAGCUCGGAAAGGAUUUCGAAUCGAUUGCGAACUUCAUCAACUCGAAAAUUAAACGUAAGACUUCAGCAGAUCAGUCGUUCAAAACCAAGGAGCAAAUUCGGCAAAUUUAUUAUCAAACGUUUCAUAAAUUGUCGAAAUAUUUAAAAUUUUCCGAUGAUGUCAAGAAACCCGCUCAGGAGCUGUACGCCUUGAUCAACUAUGGAGAGAUGCGACGGAAACUUGCUUUUGUUUCAGAGAAGAAUUGCAUGAAGAUUAAAGAUCUUGUCUAUAAAGGGCACGUCACUGUGCGAAGUAAGGGGAAAAACAUCCGAAUCAAAACGCCACCUUGCAAGGCACUAAGGAAGCUGAAUCAAUUAGACGAUUGGCAAGAAGAUAUCAAUCUCCCGGCAAAAAUAGAAGUAUGUUUAAAACCUGCAAACAUGGAUGCCUGGGCACGAGUUCAAAGCAUAGCACAAAAUCCAUUAGUUCAAACUACUGUUCCCCUUCAAAAGAAACUGGUGAAUGUAAUAAAAACCUUUCAGUAUAAGUGGCGCGACGAGGAGACUAAGUUGGCUCUUCAGGCAUUUACUAUGGGUAAGCAAAAUCAAAAUGCGAAUGCCAAGCAAGAUAAUAAAACCCCCAGUGAAGCCGAAAGUCCCAGUUUCCAAGAACCACUUUUAUGUCUUUGUCCAUCAUCUGAUUCCGUAAUCCAUAGACCGCUUAUUAGUAUCACAGAAUUCUUGAGCAGCUUCAGCAUCUGCUUAAAUUCCUACGAACAAAAAAUCGGAGUGAAAGUGCGUGGUGAGACGCUCUGUAACAAAAGGCAACGCUCAGAUAGUGGCUGCGAGAAGAAAAGUCCAGAAAGUAAAAAAGUAAAAACUGAACUUGAAUUAAAAUCCGCGGAAAUAAACAACUGCAACAACGUUAACCCAACUGACUGCGAUGACAAGGAAGAAAGAAAGGAACCAAAACUAUACUUGAGCGAAGUGUCAAACUCGAAUCAUUCAAAUCCUGAAGAUUGUCACGAUUUAAUGUUGAGCGAUGGUAAUAUGCCUCGAUUAGAACGGCAAGACAGCAAAGAACCAGAAAACGCAAAGAAAAUUGAGCUGUUGAUAAGUAGUGAUAAUGCUGUAAGCGGUUUUCUUUCUUCCGCUCCUAAAUUGGAAGAUAUCAUACCGGAAGUAGUUGUUAAAAGUUCUUCUGAUACGAAACCACGUAAAAAAGAUAUUAAAUGUUCAGGGAGUAAGAAGAAGGAUACUAAAAACAUCACGAAUUUAAAGCCUUUGUUGGAUGAGGACACAGAACGGAAAAUACGUAAAGGAUGGACUGUACAGAAUGCUAGUGAUAUUAGUAUUGGUGAUUUAUAUAUAACCUUCGGACACGAUUCAAAAAUUACUUUUGAAUAUUAUUGGUUUAAAAAGGACGUGGAGAAACAGUCGAAGAAAGAACGAUCAUCGAUUCCAUACAAUAUAAAUAGCGUUGAUGAAGACUCCUUGAAAGCGAUAAGAACAAGCAAUAUCUGCAAUAAAUUACGACACCUAUUACUCAUAGCAAGCUUAACGGAACGAGUGAAAAAAAAGCCAUGCAGCUGCGGACAUGUUUGCGAGAAAGGUGUCAAGCAUAAGAAAGGAGAUGCUGAAUCGUGCGCUAAAACAUUUGUUUCUAAUAAGACUUACACAACAUCAAACAGCGAUUGUGUAUUCAGGCAACCCGCUGCACCUCAUCGACGGCAGGGGCUAGAGAACUUCAGAUUAAUUCAAAAUGGAUUCCGUUACAACCAUGCACGUCUUUUGGUGAAGAGCAGAAGUUUGGCUUGUAAACAAGUUGUAGUUCAACGUUUGCUUCCAGUACAACCAGGGAUGAAUCAAUCUUACGAUGUUGUUACGCCACAAGUACAUGUUCGUACCAUUGUGGAAAAGCCAAGUGUGCAGCUACAAUCUUGGCCAGAAAGAAAGGAGAUUGAAGCAAACAGCACAAACGCGAAGGAGGAAAUUGCCAGCACAAACGGAAAUAACGAGCAAAAUGAACCGGCAGUCCCAUUAGACGAUAACAAUGCAAAUGACUGUAAAAUUGCCUCACCGCAGGAGAAUUUGACUGUUAGCCAUACAAACGGUAGGCCCUUCAUGGCAUUGGGUAGAAACGAUGAACUACCUUCACCUAGCAAUGACUUGAACGAAAACGGUACUCCUAAAUCGUUGGAUCUGAUAUCCUUAAGUACAAAGGAUGAUAUAUUUUCAUCCAGUAGUAGUAACGCCAGUGUCAUUGAAUCUAACGGUCUUCAGAAGAUCAUUAAUAUUGGCGAGGAUCCUGGCAUCCAACAAUUGAUGGAAAUAUCCUUACCCUCACCUGCACCAGCACAAUGCCUAGAUGACAGUGACAUCUGCAGCAUACCGCCUAUGAGCCCCAUGCGGCUAAUACGAGAUUCGCCGUCUGAUCCGAAAUGGUUAGAAGAUAAUCUCAAUGACUUUUCGUUAAGUAGUUUCCUCGGCCACUUGGAUGAAAUGAAUCGAGAUGUGGAUACGAUGUCGGUGAUGAGCGAAUCAAGCCAGGAUUAUAUGACGAAAUUCGCAGAGAUAGCGGCAUCAAUGCAGCAUGAGGACAAAGACUUAUAAGCUAUCAUUUCUCACUUGUUUACAUGCAACUUCGAACGGAGCAGUCGAUAAGCUCACUGUAUACCUUUGUUUAUUUAAAAGUUUUAUUUAAAUGUUAUUUAUUUUGCUAUUACUCAUAUUUUAUAAUCAUAUUAAUGUUACUCAUUAAAGCAACGUUUACAUUAUAAUCAUAGUUGAUAUACACAAAAACAUACAUAUUCAUAAGUGUAAGCGCUUUCCAUUUACCCCGAAAAUUAUUCUGUUUUAUUCACAAUAAAUAUUUUAUACAUUUA
Hermetia illucens (black soldier fly) is the source of this 3419-nucleotide messenger RNA. It is a transcript of the gene crm, whose product is annotated as protein cramped. The record is from RefSeq and is a predicted model, not a curated record. Gene Ontology annotation, molecular function: chromatin binding. Gene Ontology annotation, cellular component: nucleus. Lineage: Eukaryota; Metazoa; Arthropoda; Insecta; Diptera; Stratiomyidae. Bases 223 to 3147 code for a protein of 974 amino acids. The transcript is spliced from 11 exons. Gene Ontology annotation, biological process: pattern specification process.